AGUCGCACAAGGAACCGAGAUGGCGGCGGCGGCGGCGGCGCUGAGGCGAGGGGUGGCCGGCUGGGCCCGGCGCCGCUUCUUGGGAGGACUGUGGCAGGGGCGGCGAGGCUGCGCCGGAGCCCCGCUGGAUGAUACGGUUAAUGGGCUGAGCGAGGAGCAGCAGCAGGUACAGCGGCGGAGCCCUGGCUGGGCUGAAGGUCGCUCGCCCGGAGACUUUCUCUGCGCCUGCUCCGUCCAGACCCCGCGCCGGAGUCGCGCUUCAGAGCCGCGCUCCUCUUGGCCUCGAAGGGUCCCGCCCCGUCAGGUGCUGGCGCAGGGCCUUCUCCUGCGAAAGGCCAGUUCUCAACAGGGCUUUGCUCUGGACCACAUGAAGCAGUGGUCGGAAAGACGCGAGCGCCUCUGAGCGCCUGCAGAGUGCCCGCUCCACCCCUCCCCUCAGUAUUGGGUUUAUCGUGUCCCCAAAUUUCUAAUACGGUGCAGGACGACUUCCGAGUUUGAAAGGGCAACUUGUGGGCAGCCCUGAUUCCAUCUUCUUCCCAGCGCAGCAACUAACUUUCUAUUAUUUUACAGGGCUGCCCUUUAUAAGUUCCACAGCUGCAAGUCGGCCUGGACGUCUUUUAUUCUGGAGCGAAUGAAAGGGUCCCUGUGUGAGAUCUCAUGUUGAUGUGGACACAGAUUUGCACCCUUAGCACAGCAGUUAAUUCGGAGUAGCUGCCCUUUCUUAGUUACAGUCACCAUUGCAGAUUAAUGUCUCUACUCCACUCCUAAGUGUACUAGGAAGGGUGAUAAAAGGUCACUCUUUUAAUGGCCAGACGAAAUGUAGUGAAUUGGUUUUCUUUCUCUUACAAAAAUGCAGCCGUGGAGGCUGUGAUUGAGCUUUUCUCCUCUUCUGGGUUUCCUGUUAAAACAAGUGCUUCCCACCCACCCUUUCUCUCCUGCCCCCCCAAACUUUGGUUAAGGGGUGGCAGCUAACAACCAGCAUCAAUAACAAAGCCACCAGAUAGGAAGCAGUCAUCAACCCCCCUCUCCCACAACUUGUGGCAGUCCUCUGCUUUAGAUUGCAGGUUCAUUUGUACAUGAAAUACCUUUGGGUGGCAGUCACAUGUAGUUUAGUUCAAAAGUUAGGGGGUAUAUGUUUUGUUCAGCUCUAUCUGGAAAAACCUGUUAAAGCUACUAGAUUCCAAAAUGGCUCAGGUAACUAGAUUUUCUUCUAGGAUGGUGUAAGCCAGAUAGCUCUUCCAAGUUUUUUCAGUCAGGGAAUAAGAUAACAGAGCUUACCAGCAUUCUAUCAGUAAUUUUCAAUAUAAAGGACAAUAUUUCCACUAUCCCUAUGCCUUUAAGAAUGAGUGUCAGUUUCCACCAGUUCAUUUUCUUCCUUUGUGUCUCCUUGAAAGAUUGUGCUGCUAGCCUUGGAAAAUGUGUUUUCUAAAUCUUAGUCAGCGACUUGUAGCUGCUUAUGGUCCUCGUGACACAAUGGCACAAAGUCAAGGGAGGGAGUGUCUAAAUUUCAGUUAGGCUCUUGCAGCACUGCUCUCUUCAGAUGCAAUUCUAAGUAUGAUUUCUUGGCAACUUAAAUUGUACUGGAACCAGUAGGAUUUCCAAGUAAAUACAUUGUCUGAGUUAUUUCUAUCCUGUCUUUCAUGGCAAGCUCCCACAAGGCAGUUUGGAAUGACUUUUAAAACCAGUACAAUAAAUAAUAUAGAUCAAAAGCAGCAUCUGAUACAAAUACAUAAGGACUCGGCAAUGAAAUGAAUAAAAAGUUUGUGAGGGGAAACAUUUAGGGUCUGUUUUGAAGGCUUGCAGAAGUGAGUUAGACUUGAGUUCAUGGGGGAGGGAAUUCCACAGAUGUGUUUUAGGAUCAGGUGGGUUGUCUCUUAUGUUCUGGGAUUACUGCUCAGUUGUAGAACGUACGUUUUGUGUGGGUGCAGAGUGCCAUCUGUGACUUGGGUUGCCUGUGCUGGAAUUACCUCUGCUGGAAACCCUGGAGGGCCACUACCAGUUCAGAGAGGCAGGUUUGGAGAAGAUACAUAGCUGAUGUGAUUUAGUAUAUACUAGCUCCACUGUAAUCUUUAUAGUAUACGGUGUGUGUAGCAGUGAUGUAGCGAAACCUUUUAUAGCUUAUCAAGCAGUGAUUUGGCUGUAAACCUCUCAUGCUGCGUCCAUCCAUUUUAGUGCAGUUUGUUUCUCCUGUAAAAAGGGGGGCUAAUGAUACUUGAUCAUACAGGUUUUUAAGUGAGUUUUUUUAAAAAAAGAAGUCUUUAUUAUGCCCAAAUGAUAGAUUCUUGUUAUGUACAUACUACAGCAUCUCAUCCAAUAGUAGCAUUACAGAGCAAGUCCCAACUCCCAUAUCAGUUAAGAAGAGGCUGAAAUGUUCCUCUAUUAGUGGGCACUAUUAUAUUUGCAGAAGGCUCUAUGAAUGUAAAUCUCCCCUCAGUGGAAGACCUCAAAACAGAGUGUUUCAGGGCCAGUGACAGCCAAGGCCUUCUGCUUCUGAGGCUUCUCCAUAUUCCUGAGAGACCCCAGGAUCCCAUCCAUCAGUUUGGCUCAGUCCGCAGUCUUGGGCCAUGUAUUGCAUGCAGCAUUCUUUAGAAUGGCUCUGUGGGGUUUGAUUUGGUUUUGCUCGCUUUGGGACUUUGAAAUGUCACAUUGCUUGCUUAGUUGAACCAUCACUUUUUCGGUGUUGGCCUGCUGCAUAGAUAGGCCCAAGGGUAGUUGGGAAUUAGUGUGAACUUUCUUCUACCCAUCCACACACCCAAGUUCUUUUGGUAUAUUUUACCAUUAAAUAUUUUAACCAGAGCCAACAAACGUCUUCAUGUUACUAGGUAGGGGAUAACUGUUUAAAAACCAGAUUAAACCUAUUUUAAAAUAUCAAGAGAUACACAUUGUAGACUAGACAGAAAGUGCUUUGUCAGUAACUUCACAGGUUUCAGCUGCCACCAUAGUUAGCGCUAAAUAGUUUUAUUGACAGUAAGUGGGAAUUUAAUAGAAUAUUCUGUUCCAGGCUUGAGAUAUCAAAGAAAAACAGCUAGGGAACCUUUUUGAUAGCAUUCAAAGGAACUUAGCAAUUGUGAUUUAUAAUGUUCACUUUUACAUUUUCAUUUCUAACAGCUUCGGCAAACUAUGUUCAAAUUCUGUCAGGAGCACUUGGCUCCAAAGGCCCAAGAAAUUGAUCAGCAGAAUGAAUUUGCAGGCAUGAGGGUAAGUGCUUCUGUACUGUGAACCUACUUACUAUAUAACAUGACUUCGGGAGAUGCAUGAAUGUAAUUUAAAGGGUGCAAAUAUGAAGGGUUUGAGAAAGUUACAAAAUGCCUACCCAUUAGAAAGAAUAAACAACUAAAUCCAUGAGGGAAAAGGACAUGUAUGCCAUUCAGCAAGAAUGAAUAAAAUAUACAUGUUUGGUAUUGUUUCUGUCUUAUUUUUCAAAGUUUUCCAUCUCCGUUACCUGAAAGAGUAUGUCGCCUCUCCUGAACAUGUAAAUCUUUUCAUGGAACCUUCUUCAGGUUGUAAAGAGUUAACUGUUCCAGAUGCUGGGUUUCUAGAAUAUGGGAUUUAACAGAUUCCCUCUUGCGUUAAUUGUUAAUGAGCUAGAGAUAUUUUUAUGGGACUUCCUGCUUCUCACUGUUUUUAUAAGCCCUGCAGUACAUGGAAACUUCAUAUGUACUAGAACUUUUAUACCUGCUGUGCUUCACAGAGAAUUACUUUAAAAUGUUUGCAAUAGCCUUUUAUGGAAUCAAUUUUUGAGUGCUGUGGGACCUUGCAAUUGAAUUAUAUGGUGUCCUUCACCAGGAUAGUUUGGAAAGGUAACCAGUUCUCAGAAGUACAGAAAGUAAACAAAAUGACUACAGUUAUCGGCAAGUGUACCAUUUCCAGAAGGUCAAUCAUGCAAAAUAACCAUUACCAGUAAGUUACUUUGUAAAUAAGCCCACAAAAUUAGGACCCUCCCCCCACCCGGAGGGGAAUUGUAAUGGUCCGUUGGAGUCUGGAAAAUGGCUCUGCCCAUUUUCUGGCAGCCCAUUUGCCUUCCAGGCUGGGCACAGAGAAGGGGCAGGUGUCCUAUCUAUCCUCUAACAUAAUUAUGCAACUUCUCCUAGAGAAAGAAACUUGAAAAGCAUAGAUUAAAAGGUAACACCCCCACCCCACCUCCAGAAAUCAAGGCUAUCCGUCCUGACAAUGUUCUAGGCCCAGAGAGCAGCAGUGCUGCAGUAAGGCAUUCGUCUAGAAAACCACUUGAGGACUACUGCAGUGUCAACGUAUAUAAGGCAGGGGAAGUCAGUUCCCCGUCUCCAUGUGCCUCCAUCUUCCCAGGGCAGCUGGGACAUUUAUGAGACAUAAAUUCCUUCUUUGCCUUGUAUAUACAAGCAAAAGCCGUCCAAUGAGUCCCUCCAAAGGGAAGGGCAGUAACUCAGUGGCAGAGCACAUGUUUUCAUGCAGGAGCUCUUGGUUUCAAUCCCUGGUGCGUCCCGCUAAGCUUCAGCUGCUAAAACAUCCAAGGCAGGAACUUCCGGGGUGGCGCCAUUGGUAAUGGCGGACUCCCUCUGAUCCGGAGGGACUGGCUGUACGGGAAUCGGGUCUGUUCUGCUACGGCGAAGCGGGGACCCUUGAAAAAAUCAUGGAUUUAGUUGUUUAUUCUUUCUGAUGGGUAGGCAUUUUGUAACUUUCUCAAACCCUUCAUAUUUGCACCCUUUAAAUUACAUUCAUGCAUCUCCCGAAGUUGCGCAGCUCUCCCACGGCUAGCGGAGAGCUUGCCGGCACCCAGAAGCUUGGGGCGCGCUGAGCUCAGCACGCCCCAAGCUUCGGGCUUCGGGCUUCGGGCUUCGCGCAGCGCUCCGCUAGCCGUGGGAGAGCCGUGCGACUUCGCGCAGCUCUCCCACGGCUUGCGGAUAGCAGCCUGUUCUGGGGGCUGGAGUCGGGGGAAGCUCGGGCUUCCCCUGCCCCAGCCCCGCACCUGGGGAGGAAAUAAUUUUUUUUUCCUUUAUUUCCCCCCCCAAUAAACUAGGUGCGUCCUAUGGGCCGGUGCGUCCUAUGGGGCGAAAAAUGCAGUAACACAACAUAGGUUGUGAGCUUACUGUAUAAUCCAGUCCCUUCAUUUCUCCUUCUGUGUCUUGUGUUCCCCAUCCCACAGAGACCUUUAUAGCAGAUAUGUGACACAUGUUUUGACUACCUGGGAUCACCUUGUGGAAAAUAAUGUUGUAUAGACUCCUUUGAUCUUGGUGAGCUAAUGAUUGUCUGCAAAAUGAUGGCAGAGUGCUUGUUUUGAGCUUGCACCAGAAAUACUAUCAGGUUGGGUUGCAGAAUAGCCACAUGUCUGGAGCCAUGUACAUUGAGGGUGCUAUAUAAAUGCUUAUAAUGUUCAUCACAUUCGUGUAAUGCAAGUUCAUGUCUUAACUUAUUUAGGAUUAUAGAGUGCAUCGUUCUGAUGGCUCUAGCUGGGCAGCAGCAUGGAAGAAGUUGUUAAUUUUUUUUAGUAUUUCUUAAUUUUUAUGGAACAAAUCUUUAGUGGAUGUGAAGUAUUCAAGGUGGCUGUGACCUUCUGUUUCACAGCAGGUUCCAUGACAACCAUUAUUUUGCCCAGCUUUUUGCUUCUGUGGGGAAAUUAAAAUGAUAGGUUCAGGGAGAUGAUAGAAAAAAAACCUGGUUCCUGGUCUUGUGAAAGGUUAGGGUCUCUCUAACAGCUUUGCUCUGCUCUUUGUAGGCAUUCUGGAAGAAGCUGGGUGAUCUAGGUGUUCUAGGAAUAACUGCUCCAGGUGAGAGUGUAGCUAGCCCUGCCUUCCUCAUUCUGGCAAAAUAUGGUAUAUUUAAGUGGGAAAUGCUGCAGUUAGUAAUGUCUGUGAAUGAAUAAUUGGAGAUCAAGGGCUUGAGGGGAAAACAGACCCAAUUAGCUCACUGGCAAUUUGUCAAAGGCCAAGGCUGCUGAGGUCUAAAAGAACACCUUAUAAAUGACAUGUCUUCUAUAUGGAUAUUGCCUUUGUUUGGAAAGAGUGUGUACUUUUGUUACAUGUGGCAAACAUAUACAUGCCUCUGAUGGAGCACGCACACAAAGGGAGCCCUAGUUGUCGCAUAUUGCAUGCGCCACUAGGAGUUAGUCAUAUGAAAUAUCUCCCACCAUUUCCUAAAGUUGUAACUGUGUAAUUCAUUCAUCACUGCCUGCUCUCUUUGUUGUUUGCUUCCCUCUGACUUCACUUCUGCCCCACCUCCUGACGGUAUGUGCAUAUAUGCCUGCCAGUUUGGGAUUACACUUCAUGCAUCUGAUGAGUGGAGUGGAGUACAAGGAAGCCUAUGGCGUUAUAAAUCUUAACUGUGUCACAAGGCUCUUCGACUGUGGUCUAGGUAAGUCUAUAAAUAUUUUCUUCUCCUUACCAGCUGAAUAUGGUGGCUCUGCGAUGGGAUACCUGGACCACGUAUUGGUGAUGGAAGAGAUUUCUCGGGCUUCCGCAGCUGUUGGGCUGAGCUACGGUGCCCACUCUAACCUUUGCGUCAAUCAGAUGGUGAGGAACGGCAACGAAGCACAGAAAGAGAAGUACUUGCCCAAGGUAUGUGGAAUCGUGGAGUCUGAUGCAUCCAGGGAACCAGAAGCAUGCUGGGUAACAACUUCAAUUACAGAACAUGUUUCUUAGAGCAAAGAAAAAUAAUGCUCCAAAAUUGGACACUUUGCCCCCAUCAUUUUAUUUCAAAUUUAAUUUUAUAUUUCCAAGCAUUUAUUUAUUAUUAAAUUUCUACUUUGCCCUUCCUCCCAAAGGCACCUGGGGUGGCAGAUAUAAAAAAACUUAAAUAAUUUAGUUAAAUAUGAGAAAACAUAUAAAAAACCAUCUAAAACAUUAUUAAUGAAAAGUCAUUUUUUUAAAAAAAAACAACCUGAACUCAAUAGCUUUAAAAAAAAAAUCUUCUGUUUUGUUUCUACAAGUAAAAGUCACAGAUAUUUGGGAGAAAAGACUAUUGGUUUGAAAUCCAAAUGUGCAAUGAAAGCUUAAGUACAUUUACUCCAGAGCAAGUUCCACUGAGUUACAUCAGACAUAUUUAGAAUUGCAUUUUGUUGAACCAGACUGGCAUCCGCCUCCCACCUUCGGCUUGGAAGGUGCAAGCUGGAAAAGUCUGCAUUCUUGGCUUUGGUAUCCCUCUGCCUUUUUCAGAAUUUAGUGUAGAAUAGUUAACACACACGCUAUUAAGUAGAGGCAGGAAUGGCAUCUGGAUUUCCAUGAGGUUGAUUAACACAUGCAAGUUGAUCACUUGGUGGAUGAUCUGUCACAGAGCAAACGUGAAUGUUUCAUAUUCAUAAACUUGGCUGUCCUCCUAUCAAACAUCAUGUUUUCAGUGGAGUCGGUUAACAUACCCAGCUCUGAGUCAUCGCUGUUCGAAACUGCCUUAUGUGUUUCAUCAGGAGCAGGGGAAGCUGUUGUCGUAUCUGUCAUAUAGCACCAGGCACACUUUGGUCCCCUGUAGUGAGUCCUAAUUUGCUUUCUAAAAAUUCAAAACUUCAGACUGUUCCGACAUGCUCUGCACACCAGGGUAUUUACCAGCUUGUCCUUUGCUGCCAUGGAUGGUCUGUUGCUAGUUUUGGGAAGAAGAGGAAGCACUUGAGAGUCAUGGGGUGCUUCUGCUGACAGAAAACAGGUUGAAGAAGGCCCUGACAGCAUCAUCAUCUGUUGUGCCCUUAAGAACAAACCAAAACUUCAAGGCUACCUCAAUCUCUCCAUGCUGUUUGGCACACAAGAACACUCCCCGCCCCCCAUGAUCAAUUUCCAGUGCGAUAGUAAAAGCACUAAAAAUAGCACAGCACUAUUAAAAUCCCUUUCCUUAAGAGCAGUCAGUUCCCAAAGGCCUGCUGGAAUAAACAGUCUUCACCUGCCAGAUGACUAGGAAAGGUAGGAUUCUCCAACUGGUGUUCUUUUAUGAAAAGUCUACAGGGGCCACAUGAAACAGGGUUUUUAUUUAGUUGGGGGUGAAUUACGAUGGAACCCAAUUUUUGCAUUUUUUGAUUUUAUAAUACAUUCCUUUUUCUUAAUCUACUACUGUCACCCAAAUGAAUGAACAGCUUCCACUUCUAUAUCUAAUAAACAGCCUUUGCCCAUCUGAGCGCAGGAUGAAACUUGUGUGGUUUGAAUCUCAGUAACCUGAGACACUUGUACUCAGCAUUCCAUUAUACAUUUGAAAUCAUAAAUCAAUAUUAGUAGAGGGGUGUUGCGGUUGGCCAUGAUCUCACAAGUGAUUGGCUAUGAAAUCUAUUUCACGUGUAAACCAAAGAAGUUUGAAAGGGAAUAGACUGUGUGUGGGGAGAGGUGGACAGGAGGAAAUUGAUGGGGGGGGGAGGCAGCAGCUGCUGUGCCAGAGGGUGGUGUAAGGGAGCCCAAAAGGAGGGUCACCACCUGCUAAUCUAUUGCAAGGGUCAAAGACUUUAGUUUAUUGCCUACCAUUCUGGCAUCUUGUCCCAUUGCGCUGAUUUAUUCCAUACACUGGAGAGUCUUGUUCUUUGUGAAUUGCCCUUUUUGCAAGUGUCUUCAAACCAUCUACCCCAUCCAAUCAUCCAUUUCCAAAGGACAGCACAGGAUAGGGAAUUAAGAGGGACAUCUAUAUCCCCUAGCACAGUUUGCUUGGCACUCUCUCCUACCUAAGGAAUCCAACUAAAACUGUAGGUUUUAGUUUGCCACGUCCUCAUGAAACUGCAAUGUCUUGAUUUUUGUGCCAUUCCUUAAAUAGUAGACCUCAUUGGAGAAUUCUGCCAAAGGUAGUGCCCCCACCAUAGCAUGAGAAAACUUUCAGGUUUAUUGUGAUAUGUUUUUUUUAAGGCAAGAGUGGGAAUGACUGCAGGAAAACAAUUCAUUUUGUAUCUUUCUUGUCACCUCUUGUCCCUUCAGCUGAUCAGCGGGGAGCAUGUUGGAGCACUAGCAAUGAGUGAAUCCAAUGCUGGUUCUGAUGUUGUCUCUAUGAGGCUGAGGGCAGACAGAAAAGGUAAAUGCCACCGAUUUGGAAUUUGCCACCUGCAGUGACCUUUGGACAUUGCUGUUUAAGCAUUUCUGAUCCUCUAUGCAUUUUGUUUUGUCCAUUCAUUGCCAACACAAGUCUGUGUGUGUCUUUGCAUCCUCCCAAACAGAAUAGCCAAGGUGGUCUAAUGGCUGGAGUGUCUGAAGACCUGGGAGACCAAGGUUCAAAACCCCACAUGGCCAUGACGCUCACUGGGUGACCUUGGGCCAGUCGCUGUCUAACCUUUGUCACAGGAUUGUGUGGGGAUUAAGUGAGGAGAGGGAGAACCGUGUACACCACCUUAUGCUCCCUGGAGAAAAAGAUGGGAUAUAAAAUGUGAUAAAUAAAUAAAUUAAAUUGCAGGAAAUGGAAAGGGGUAAUCCAGGUGUAAGAAGGGCAUGAGCAGGCCAGAGGUUCCACCCCCCAAUUUCAGCUUCAUUGGGAUUGCUGAAAGGCAGGAGUGGAGAAGACAAAUUUCUGGUUUUCAGAGGUCCCAUGGCCUUAAAAUAGAAAUUGAGUGGUAUUGGGAACAAGAGCUGGGGAAGAAACUGUAUAUGUAGAAGCCGGGUUGAGAGACAAAAACUUCAAAGUUAAGGGAGUGUGUGAUGUAAAUUACAGUUUUCAAGAUACACUGGCCUGUAGGCUAGGCAUCCUGUUGUGAAUAUUUUGAGAAUCAAUAUAUAUUUUAGCAUGUAUUUAUUUACGAAAAUUUAUUAUAUAGUGUUUGAUACUAGUAAAACCUCUAAGUAAUUUACAAGAAAUAUUUAAAAUUAUCAAUAAAAAAGCAGUUAAAAGCAAUUUGAAACAUUUAAAAAUGAUUAAAAAUUAAUAUUCAAAAAGCAUCAAAUUGCAUCAGCAUCUGCAAGUCUGGACAGCCUUGCCUAAACAAAAAUGUUUUAAGCAUGGGGGCAAUUCUAGCCCUACUUUUCAAGAGAGCUGGCUGGUUAUAGAAGAAGCCAGCUAUAAAACUGAGCUGUGUAGUGUCUGUAUUAUUUUUUUGCAGUAGAAGAUGCAGCUCUGCAAAUUUUUUCUUUUUCUUUUUCUUGAUAUGCCAGACCUAGGAAUGGAGGAAAUCAGAUUUCCAGAAAUCGAGAAGAAUUACUUGUGGAAUGUCAAGCUGUCAUGUGGGUCUUAACAGAAUUUUCUGCUUGUUUCAUCCUUUCUAGGAGAUUAUUUUGUUUUGAACGGGAACAAAUUUUGGAUUACCAAUGGUCCAGAUGCUGACGUCCUAAUUGUUUAUGCUAAAACAGAUCCAAGUGCUGUUCCAGCUUCUCAAGGGAUAACAGCAUUCAUUGUGGAGAAGGUAGGUUUAUGGGACAGUGAUGCUCCCUCUUUUUAUCCCCAAGGAAGAUAUUUUCCAGGUGGUGUCUGGUCACUCUGGUGUGAGAUUUCUUUUUUUGGGAGGGGGAGAGACAAGUCAUGCUUUUGUUCCUACCCCUUGACUUGCACUUCAGAAUGAAUUCAAAAUUCUUCCCUGCUGAAUGAAUCUACAAUGGUUGCUGAAGUAAGCUGUAGGCAGGGGAUAGCACUUGUCAUUCAGAAGUUUGCCGUGCUGCUCUGUGGCACAUGGAACAGAGCCAGGGAAUCUGUGCUAAUGUUCCCUGAAAGUUCUGGGCAAAUGCCACAUUUGGGUCCCUGUGAGGAGAGGAUUCUCCUGGGCCAGCUCUACAGAUGGUAAAGUUGGACAUUUGGCCAGACACCAGAGCCAGCAAAGGACCUGCCAUCCAGUGUUCCACUUUGAGAAGAAGACACGGGGGCUCAGGUCUGCCUGGAAACAACAGAGUUCACUCUGAUUGGGGUGUUUGUUCCCUAAUAUCUGAAGUUCUUGACUUGAUGAUGAAGGAAAUAAACUUGGGAUUAUCUGUAGGCACUUUCAUGUUUCAAAUAUUUUAAUCCUCUCCCUGCUUAUCCUCUGAAUUGUCAUGCAGUGUGCCAUCAUUCGAUCGGCCUCUUUAUAAAAAAUGGAUUUUUCCAGUAGUUCUUCCUCCCCUUUUCUUCAGGGUACACCUGGUUUCAGCACUGCACAAAAGCUUGAUAAACUGGGAAUGAGAGGGUCAAAUACCUGUGAAUUGGUCUUUGAGGACUGCAAGAUUCCUGGUGAGUGAUACUGAAGUUGCACUGCCUCCCUAAUCCAUGGCAACUCUUUCCUUAUUUAUAUUUUCUAGUCAUUGCAAUGUUCAAAUAUGUGUACAAUGAAAAGUUAGAAAAAAUAAAACCCAACAUGAAAAGCAUAUGUUAUUUAAUAGUUCAAGCAAGUGAUAUAUAAAAGCAUCAUCAAAUCUACUUGGCUCAUCAUUAGUUUUGUUUUGCAAUAUUAAUCUUAUCAAGCUUGACUAGAGAGGAAGGUCUUAAUUGUCCCUUGAAGGGGGCAAGCUUGUGGACCUGCUCCACACUUCUGGAAAGUGGACCAAGACUGAAGGUGAUACUACUGCGAGGCCAUCACUUGAAAGACUAGCCAGGAUAGGCUGCCACAUUUACACUCACUGUGGCUGAUUUAUGUCCCGUGGAGAAAACCGAGAUUUCUUCCUUGGUUCCCUUUGUGUGGUGGCAAGUUCUUCCCCAACCACCCCCAAUUUGCAGGUGUUACUGAGAAGCUCUAGGACUGAUUGCUUGCACCCUCUUUCCCAAGGACAACUUGGCAGAUUUACAAACUUUUCGGAAACACCAAUGAAAUGGCUGCUGGGCUGCCAUUUUUCCUUACAGUCUGCUUCCGAUCCUUCCAGUGUGCUCUCGUGGCCACAGGCUCCCUCUCUUCAGCGGAAGAGAUUAGUAGCAGUACCAAAGAACACAUGUUCUUUUUGAGACUCCCUCUGAUCUCCCAGGACCACUUCAAUCGUUUCUCAGUGUCGAGCUGCUUCAGUAGAUUCCUGCAUCUCCAACGCAACAUUUCCCUUAGAUCAGAGUGUGCUUUUGAGUGUUUGCCACCCCUUCUGCUGUAUUAGCGUCGGUUGUCAUUGGCGCUCCACCAAGUGUUGCGCAGGUUCCUUUGAUCGUGAGUGCUGCCCCACGGAGUCCCACUCUUAGGUCACACAGCAAUGGUCAGGAGCGGAUUUGGAAAGCUCAUCUUGUAUUUUGCCCAAGGCGUAAUUGUUGAAGGUACAUUCAGGGAAUUCAGAUGCAGCUUUUUCCUUUUUUGUUUUUUGUAUUUCACAAGCAGUUACUUCAUGCAGUUUCUCUGUUCAGCAGCAUUACUCAUGCUAUUUGCCAACUGGUUUUUUUUUUUAAAUUUAAUUCUGUGCUCCCACCCAUGAGCCCCAUGCUUCCUUCCUCAGUCCCUGCAGGUUGGGAGGGGAAAUCCAAAUUCAUCAAUUAAGAUCGGUAUGUGGUGUGGAGUAACACCACUGAUUCAGGCACCAUUUGCAGUGCAGAAAUUGAUACAGUGCUGGCCUCAUGCUCAUGGGAUGCCAGCACAUGCAGGAAACAACACUGGGUUAGUGUUAUGUCUGAACCAGCGAUCCUCUUUUUCUCCCUACAAACCAUGAUCUCUAGCUAAGGUGUGUUCUUGGCUCACUGAUCAUGAGUGGUUGGAGCAAAACGAAUCACAGUUUGGAUAUAAUGCCAAGUCUGGAAUCAUAAUUUCCUUCUUGUGAAGGAGGAGCAAACUGAUGAAGACCAGCGCUUUUAUGGUAAACCAUUAACUAUGGCUUCCCAUAAUGUGUGAACAGGGUGAAAAAGUUGGCUUAAGUCAACUGAAUGCAUAUGUAUGCCAAAUUUUGUAAUACAUAUAUAUUUUAGUCUAGAACUCAUGAGUCUCCUGUCUGUAGCAGGCACUUGGAAUCAUGCUGCGUUCAGCAUUCUGAUCACCAACAGAUUAAAACAAGUUCCCAUUGAAGCUAAUUCAUGUAUAAUUUGAUCUGUCCCUUAGUAACGAUGCCAAGACGUAGGCCAUAAACACAGUUAGCUGUUUUGUGCAAGGUACAUGAGCAACUGAGAUCGUGUUGCUGCUUUCUAUUUGUUUAUGUUGCUUGAAAAUAAAAAGUGAUGUUUGAGUGUAAGGUGUAACUGUGUUUGUGCUUAUAUACCUGGACAUACUCCCAUGUGAGCACACAUACAUAGACGCACAAGGAACACACUAUCUAGGAUUGUGUAGGUUCGCCAGGAAUCAGCUUUCCCUUGUUCCUCACAGCUGCGAAUGUCUUGGGGCAACUGAGUAAAGGAGUCUAUGUGUUGAUGAGUGGCUUGGAUCUGGAGAGACUUGUGUUGUCUGGCGGACCCCUGGGGUAAAUAUGUAUUUAUUUAUUACUCUAGUGACAUAGCUUGUUGUGCUUCGUUGGUUCUAUUAAUACAAGGAAUCACCACCACUUUGAUGGCUGGAGGGGGGUGCUCAUCUUUUUAUGUACUAGUGACCUCACACAAAUGCUGUGCCACAGGACAGCUUGAAAACGGCUGUGGUAAUUGUGCAAAUCCCAUCAGCUAUGUGGAUAGUCUGUUUAGACACGGCAGAUAUUUUGCUCUCUUAAUGAGAGGACCUACCCUUCUCCCUAAAUGUAGAGAUGCCAUGGGAUUCUCCCUGACACGAAACUCUUGCCUUUGGGAAUCCUUGAAAAGCAGCGAGACCUUGGCUAGGUCUUGGCCAGCCAGAGUUUGUGGACCCUGAGUUAAUACUAUUGCCAACUACAGAGUAGAAUGCCCUGUGGCAUAUUUUUGCCCCUUUUAUUUUUAAUAUCCAACCUGAUGGAGACUUUUGAUUAAAAUUGAAAGCUUCCCCCCUUCUUCGUAGCUUAUUAGUGUGUUCUAAUAACAGUAGGAUUACAGGCCUUGGAUCACAGAGGACUCUGUCCUUUUGGCCAUUACUACCUACUACAUGGACCAGCAGCAGCUUUCGAGGAUCUCAAGCAGAGAGGCCUUUCCCAUCACCUGCUACCUGGUCUCCCUGGUGACCCUAUUAACUGGGGUUGCCAGUGAUCUAAGAUAGGAUUUUCUGAAUGGAUUAGUGCCACCACUAAACUGGUUCCUAACCUACUAUGACUUCUGGAUUUAUUUAAUUAUUUUUAGUGGACAAACAGCUACAUGCAUUUGUUAAAAUUUACAGGUUUCUCUAUGGCAGGAGAUGUUAUCCUAUCCAACCAUCCAUCUAUCCAUCUAAACAUACCCAUGUGGGUAUUGCAACAUCUCAUUUGUGACUUUUUCAGUUUACCUGUAGGCUACUUUUUAUUGUUAUUCCUGCUUUUGCAGCUCCUUUAGUUUUUUGGUUUUAUGGAUUGUAUUUUGAUGAUGAUGUUUUGAUGUUUUGAUUGACUCUCUAUAAGCCAUCUUUUCAAAGGCAGGAUGGAAAUCUUUAAAAUCUGCAUGCCUCUUUCCCUUGCAGGAUCAUGCAGGCUGUCCUGGACCAUGCGCUCCCAUAUUUACAUGUGAGGGAAGCUUUUGGACAGAAAAUUGGACAUUUUCAGGUGAGAGCCAUAAGAGGGUUGCCAGUGAACUUUUAGAGCCUGCUUUUAGAGCCUGCUUCCUUUUACAGUUGGAUAAAGCUGGUUUUGGCUCAAUCUCUCUUCCUCAGAUAAAUAUUUCCACCUAAAGCUGUGAUGCUGCUUGUUUCCUAACAAGCAGUUCUGAAGCUAACCAUUUCCCCCAAGUUCCUUUUUAGUUGCUGGCUGAUUUUAAAGUAACACUGAAAUGUCUCCUAUUGCUAGAACCUCAUGAUAAUGUGCAUUCAGAAAUUUAGGGCUUAGGAGAAAUCCAGGGUUUGCUUUUGAUUUGCUGAUUAUGGCAGCUGAUGUUAGCUUUGAAGAAUCGGGUAACUAUUUCAACUUUAGUUGGCUUUGGAAUUGCAGUGUGCCCUACUAGAUGCUUGUCUUUUUAGCGGUCAACCAAACUCUCUUUUUUAAAUAUAUAGGCAGGUACGUUUAAGUCUGGGUUUUUAAAAAUAGGAUCCAGGUUGCUGCUGUCCGAAUGCUAAAUUUAUGCAGCAAGCCCGCAAUUUAUGUGCAUUUAACUUGUGCACAUUCAGCUUUAUGCACGUGGCAAAAUAAAUAAAUAGAUAAAUAAGGGGGCGGAGGAAAUGACUUUGGCAGUCCCACAUGCCGUUGAACCUAAUGUGUUUUGACUACAGUGGUACCUCUGGUUAGGAACUUAAUUCGUUCCAGCGGUCCGUUCUUAACCUGAGAUACCACUUUAACUAAUGGUGCCUCCCACUGCCGCUGUGCGAUUUCUGUUCUCAUCCUGAGGUAAAGUUCUUAACCCAAGGUACUAGUUCCAGGUUAGCAGAGUCUGUAACCCGAUGUGUUUGUAACCUGAGGUGUUUGUAACCCGAGGUACCACUGGAUACACAACUUUGACUUUAGGCACUGUUCCCGGAACGUAACCCCUAUGUAGGUUGCGGGCUUCCUGUAACUUUUAACUUGAUAAUUUUUAUUGAUUUAUUUUAUGUGUGUAUACUUGUUGCCAUCUUGAUUGUUUUUAUACUAAGGAUAGCAGCAAGGGGUGAUAAAAAUUGUGAAAAUAAAUCCAAAUAUCUCUCUCUCCUUAUGCUCUGAUUAGCUCAUGCAGGGUAAAAUGGCUGAUAUGUACACACGGCUGAUGGCUUGUCGACAGUACGUGUACAAUGUCGCAAAGGCCUGUGAUCGAGGACACUGCAAUGCAAAGGUGAGCUCAUGGGUGCUUGCAACAUUUCUUUUUGACCCUACUGUAUUUUGUGUAAGCAGGAGGGGUGAAGAAUCAGUAGUGUAAGAGACUUAAGUCCACAGUAGAAAAUAUAUGAUGUUUUGAAUACUCUCUUAAAGGAGACGAAUACUUCCUUGCCCACCUGGCAAUGGCUUUCCUUUUGCAUAUAGAUGCAGCAUGAUAAAUUGAUGUGGUACUAGAAUAUUUGUGCCACUUGCUUUUGCCACUAAUAUAGCUUUCAUGUGCUCUAAUCAUGACAACCUAAUAGGAUAGACAACGGAAGUGCUGUCUCUUAACUUAAAUUCCAUGUGUACCUAAAACGUAGCAUGAAGCCAUGAAUGUUGUGGUUUCUGUUGCAAUUUGCAGGUGGGUGGGGGUAUUCAGAGCUUAAGGGACGCAUAACAAUGUCCUCAUCUCGGAAGAAAAGGUGGGUGCUUCCUUGUUGGUAACUAUGGUGCGAAUUCGAAAUCUGGUUUGGCUAGAAAGACGACUGGCUUGGACAAUUCUGCCAGUCGCUUGUGUGGGGUUGGGGCCAGAAGAGCUGAAUGUCUAUCUUGGAAGUUCUUCAUUGAAAAUGAUCUUAUCUGCUCCACCAGGAUUGUGCAGGAGUGAUUCUCUACUCUGCGGAAUGUGCUACACAGGUCGCUUUGGAUGGAAUUCAGUGUCUGGGUAAGAUCAUAGAUGUGCAUGUGGUUGUCCCACCAAAAGGCAGGCUGACCUAGCAGGCAGUUGCGCAAUUUCAUGCCAUCUUGUUACCCUGCUUUAAUCAUGGAAUUGGGAGCAAUUAUUACUAAUAUUGAUAACUUUAUUAUUUGUACCCCAUCCACCUGACUGGGUUGCCCCAGCCGCUCUGGGCUAACAAGUGAUUUCCAUUUUGGCCAAAUUCAGCAUUCAUCAUCCCACAAGCUGCUGCCCCCAGGACCCAGUCUGCAUCCAAGAGCUCUGUCUCUUGUUAGACUUUAAGGCUGCCUUCUUGUGUUGCAGGUGGAAACGGCUACAUCAAUGACUACCCCAUGGGUCGCUUUCUGCGCGAUGCCAAACUGUAUGAAAUAGGGGCAGGAACCAGCGAGGUGCGGAGAAUCAUCAUAGGCCGGUCGUUUAACGCUGCCUUUAAGUAGCGCUGUCAUUCGAGGAGAAUCACACUUCAAACCGAGAGGCCUUUUAUUUCUAAGACUGUAAAGCGCACAAGCAUUUUUCCACUCCCGCUACCAGAAUGACCACCUCCACUUAUCUCUCGACCUUCUGUUCUCAGUGCAAACCCAACUAGAUUCCCUAAGAACAUGCGAUUGCAUUACAAUUACAGUGGAAUACAGUAGGAAGCUCAAGUGGAAUAUGUGGAUAUCUGCCAACAUGGUUUGCUUAGAAAGGGAGAAAUUUUGUACACUUUAAAAAAGAUUAUCAGUUUUGUGAACUAUUGAAGUAGAUUUCUCUCUCUCCCGAAUGUGGUGUUUUUAGUGAAUGGGAUUAGCAGCAUGGUGUUCUGUUGCAUCACACCUCCAGAAUGCUAGCUGACUUUAUGGGGUUCUUUUGCAUUUCAUGGGAUCAGCCACCCAAGCAGCAUUAAGGUUGCUGCUGAAACAUUGGUAACAUGGGAGGCAUGCAUUUUUGUUUGUUCCUAUCCUCUCUUGCUGCUUACUGAGGUAUAUUAAUACCCUGCGAAGCCUUCAUUCAUUUGAUGGACUGCCACCUUAUGCUUGAUUCAUGCGGUGAUGUCACCAUCUAUCAUUCUGGAAGCAGUUAAAAUGUCAAAACACUACAAUGUGCCGGCCGAGAGUGAAUUGGGGAGGAGGCGGAGGAGGCAACUUGACUGGGGAAUGUUAGGUGCUUUUGCAAAGCUUCCCCUUGGUGAACAUGGCUGCAUGUACACUUUGCUCUGCCUACUAGAGGAAACAAAAGCUCAGCUGAUGGAUAAGACGGGGUGGGAUCUAGCGGUGCUUUACACACCAUCAUAUGAGGACUGAAGGGUUUUUGUUUUGUUUUUUUACUGGAUAGUAAACAGCGUGACACAAUUUCCAAAGAUCUUAAAGUCCAGGCAAAAACAGAAGUUGGCUAGGAUUUAAAAUGGUUGUUGGUGGCUGGAUUAUUGUCGUCCAUUGAUUUCUCUCUCUGGGCAGUACCUUACCAUGAACGUUUAGAAGGAUCCUGUACUGUCCACAUAAAGGAUGGAAAGGGAGGCAGUAUAAUGAAAACCAGCAGCUUCCAGCACUUGAGCUCUGUUAAUCUUAGACCAAUUCAUGAAGGGAUUGGCAUGGCUUGAAUGUAACGGAGAACCAGUAUGCUAGAACACACAAGGUUUAUGUUGGUAAGCUGGUUUUAAUAAUUCAGUCUUCCUCAUAUAAUGCAUUAAAUUUUCUAACGAGAGGGGAUCCUUUCACUGCAAGCAGAUGUGCUUGCAUCAGUCAGACUUCCUUUUAUUUUCCAGUUUUAUAUACCACUUUUCACCCAAGUGAUUUUGAAGUGGGUCACAUAGGUUAUUAUGUGCCAAAAACAGCAAACAGGACCAGGCACUGUGGAUCAUGCCUGUGGGACAGAAAACAUCAACCCCACAAACAUCUAAAGCUCAAAUAAAUUGUGAAAACCCUUCAGAUCUGAUGGGGUCAUGGGGAAUCUUGAUUAGUAAUUGGUAACCCGGUCAACUUUUUUCAGACCCAGGACACAUCUUUAAAUCCCAUAUGCACAACGUAGGAUUGACUUAAAAGCUUUUACUGUUUAUGUACAACUUUCCCCUUUCUUCUUAAUAAACCUUUUUUAAAAAGGAGGUGGUGACAGCACUUGAUGGUUGAACUGGACCUUGAAGGUGGAAAUCAUGACAAUCUCGUUGACCAUUCAGAAUGAGAAUAGCCUUGGAGCAUAGCAUAUUUGGUCUUCAGUGUUAUUUAAGUCUCACAGAGACUCUGAAGACACCAGCUUUCAUUUUAUAAGAUAAGUGGUGGAUGGACAAAAGUUGGCAGCAUUGCACACUGUCAAACAAAUUGUCCAUCUCUCAGCAUACAUGUCCCAUAAAAAUUCAUGGAAUCUUUGCAUCUCUCAAUCACAUUAGAUUCUGCGGCCUUCUGCCUCAUUUUCAGAAAGUACAGUGGUGCCUUGCAAGACGAAAUCCGUUCCGCGAGUCUCUUCGUCUUGCGGUUUUUUCGUCUUGCGAAGCACGGCUAUUAGCGGCUUUAAGAAAAAGGAAAAGAACUCGCAAGACAUUUCGUCUUGCGAAGCAAGCCCAUAGGGAAAUUCGUCUUGCGAAGCAGCUCAAAAAACGCAAAACCCUUUCGUCUAGCGAGUUUUUCGUCUUGCGAGGCAUUCGUCUUGCGGGGCACCACUGUAUCUGUUAAAGGGCAGUUAUUGGAAGAGAGACACAGAAAUAGGAAGUGUUUCUAAAGAGCAGGGAAAUGUUGCUUUUUACCCAUUUUGAAAUCUGAAUUGCAGUAGGAUUGUUUAUACAUCAUCAAAUGGGGUAGCAGGUUACAGCUUUAUCACCCAACUUUGUCCAAAGCUCCAUUGAAGUGAGUGUAAGAGUUGAAUAAUACAAAGGAACGGACUCAACUCGGGAGGUUGUGGUCUCUCCUUCACUGGAGGUUUUUAAGCAGAGGUUGGAUGGCCACCUGUCAUGGAUGCUUUAGUUGAGAUUCCUGCAUUGCAAGGAGUUGGACUAGAUGAUCCUUAGGGUCCUUUCCAAGUCUACAGUUCUGUGAUCCUUAACACUCUGACUUCUAAAUUUGCUGCCUGGCGCUUGGGUGAGCUUCUUCACAGAAGUGUUAAGAUGGAAUCCGUCAUUCCACUGGGAGAUUGCUAAUAAAACUCUGGAUGUAGCAAUAAGUCAAUGUGAUUGAAUGUAUUGAGUGGUUUAUUCAAAGGGUUCUUUCCAAUGUAAUGUGAAACAUGGAGAAAUUGCUGACUAACGGAUGGCUUUGUUGAAUGCAUUAAUGCUGAUUAAACUAUUGCAGUACAAACAAA
Podarcis lilfordi (Lilford's wall lizard) is the source of this 19500-nucleotide messenger RNA. The record is from the annotation of a GenBank genome assembly. NCBI's taxonomy places the organism in Eukaryota, Metazoa, Chordata, Lepidosauria, Squamata, Lacertidae.